AUGGAGAUUUCGCUGCAGAAGCAGCUUUUCGCAAAUGGUGAUAAGCUUUUCAAUUCUCCACAAAACCGACGAGUUUGGAUAGAAAAAUUCCAAGCAACAGAUUCUCUUCCCUCAUACUCAGUAAACCUUUGUCAUAAUCCUAUAAGUUGUCCAAUGUUGUCCAUGACCGCAACAAGAAAGAGCAAAAACCAUUUAAGAGUUUGUGCAAGGAGAAGAAGAGUACAUUCGGACUCGGAUACGUACGUACUGUUAGAGGCAGGACAAGACGAACAGUUCGUGUCAGAAGAUGAACUCAAGGCUAAGCUAAAAGGAUGGCUUGAGAAUUGGCCUGCGGAGUUUUUGCCACCGGACCUUGCUAGGUUCGAUGACCUCGACGAAGCCGUCGAUUUCUUGGUUAAAGCUGUAUGUGAACUCGAGAUUUAUGGGGAAGUAGGUACUGUUCAAUGGUAUCAAGUUCGUCUUGAGUAA
This is a messenger RNA of Microthlaspi erraticum, 468 nucleotides long. Lineage: Eukaryota; Viridiplantae; Streptophyta; Magnoliopsida; Brassicales; Brassicaceae. The record is from the annotation of a GenBank genome assembly.